This is a messenger RNA of Chara braunii, 3259 nucleotides long. The record is from the annotation of a GenBank genome assembly. NCBI's taxonomy places the organism in Eukaryota, Viridiplantae, Streptophyta, Charophyceae, Charales, Characeae.
GGAGUGAUGGUGUUGGGGUGUGGUGUGUGUAGUAGGCAGAGGGAUAUGGGUUGAAAUUGAUAUUCUCAAGAAGAAAGGUAUGUGGUUGGCGGGAGUGAGAGGACAGUAUUUGUGCCGAUGAUGGUGCUUGGUUCAGGAGGGGGAUGAACUGUACUGGGUGUGUAGUCAGGGGGACAAGUCCAUGUGUGCAGAAGCACGAUGACGGUGGACAAUGGCAUUUGAACCUGCGACUUCCGGUGUGACAGACUGAGCAACAGAGGUCUGGACACAUGGACACAAGUCCAUGUGUGCAGAAGCGGGAUGGCAGUGGACAAUGGGAUUUGAACCUGUGACUUCCGGCAUGGCAGACUGUGCAACAGAUGUUCAGAGUCGUCGGACACAUGGACACAAGUCGGUGUGUGCACAAGUGCAGUGACGGUGGACAAUGGGAUUUGAGCCUGUGUCUUCCAGCGUGGCAGACUAAGAGACAGACGUACGGGUGUAUGGGGUUUGAACCUGUGACUUCCGGCGUGGGAGACUGAGCAACAGACGUACGGACAUGUGCACAAGGAUUCCUUCUGUGUAAAGCCUGAACGAGAGCAUGCCAGACGUCCCAAGCGAAAGGUAGGUGGUGGCGUGGGUGAGGGACCUAUGGGCAUGGUAGUUACAUGCAGUGGAGAAGAUGCAGGCGUGUGUAAGGAGGAGUAUAUCGUAUGCCUUCGUUAUGUAAGGUGAGUGCCGUAAUCGUUCCAGUUCGUAGUCACAUCUGCCUGAUUUGAACCUGCGACUUCCGUUUUGACUCUGGCCACCAUCAUCCAUACAAUGGGGCAUAAAAAUCAGGCAGAUGUGUCCACAAUCUCAUGGCAGAGCAGUAUAUUUCAUGGCCAGAAUGAGGACCCUUGGAUUUCGGCCGCGUGUUUAGAACAGGAAUUUGUCGCAGCUCAGCUGGUACACCAAUGAACUGUCGAAUAUGUCUCAGAGUUCAAAUCCCGAUGCAAUCGAUUCGCUCCGAGUUACUUUGGGCCGGUCAGUGUAGUGAUCUUAUCUCAAGGUCGUCGCCCCGUUAUAAGAAGGGCAUUUGUUAAUUUCUAGUGAGGGGAAGACCGGGUGUUGUUUGGUUUUCCGCAGUCUGACUGCAGAAAUCACCAUGUCAAGAAGCCCAGUCUUUGAUUUUUGCCCCUUUCUGGACAUGGUAAGUAAGUGGACUCUUUCAUUUCUGCCCCCCCUUUCUGCCCAUUCUUUGAUUUUUGCCCCUUUCUGCACAUGGUAAGAAAGUGGAUUCUUUCAUUUCUGCCCCUUUCUGCCCAGGUGGAGGCUCCACAGCUCCGACCCCUCAUGCGCCUCGCCGCCGCACAGCACGCCCUUGUUGCCGAAGAGGCGAGUCGCCAAGCGAGUAAAGUAAACCAUUCUUCUGCCCCUUUCUGCCCAGGUGGAGGUUCCACAGCUCCGACCCCUCAUGCGCCUCGCCGCCGCACAGCACGCCCUUGUUGCCGAAGAGUCUGAGUCGCUAAGCGAGUAAAGUAAACCAUUCUUUUGUACGUCUAUCAAGAGCACUUCGCCCCUUUCUAAAGUCCGUCAAGAGCACUUUGCGUGCUUGUUGCUGAAGAACUGCCAAGUGAGUGGGCCAUUCUUUUGCAAGCCCAUCAAGAGAUCUUUGUGCCUUACCCCGCUUACUCUUGAUAAUCCCGUAGGCUUGUAGCAAUAGCAAUACGGUUUCAGGAUUGAUUGAUUCAUCUGCCCUCUGGCUAGCUUUCAGUCAGAAGAGUCAGAGCCAGAAUGGGAAGGGAACCCAUUGAUUUAUUUCAGGUUUCAGGCGUGAUUGAUUUAUCUGCCCUCUGGCCAGCUUGAGAAUUGUUUUCUGUUUUCAUAGGCCGCAAAGACUGGAGCAGGGGUGAGUUUAUUUUCUGCCCCUUUCGAGUCGAGACCCCCGAACGGGGGGAUUCGUUCAUUUCGUUCAUCUCAGCAAGGGCUAGAGUGAUUUCUGCCCUAUGGCCAAAUUGGGAGGCGGUGUCUUUCUGGCCCAUGAGCAUAAUUGAGAUUCUUUGGCCUGUGCCACAUGGCUAGAAUGGGAAGAUUUGUUGACAUCUGGCCGGUUUGGCCAGUGGACCCAUGGAACCAAAAGUGAGUAUCAAAUUGGGAGGCGGUUUCUUUCCGGGCAAAAUUGGCACAAUUGAGAUUCUUUGGCCUGUGCCGCAUGGCAAGAAGGGGGAUAUCCAUUGACGUCUGGCCGGUUUGGCCAUUGGGCCCAGGGAGCCAAAAGCGAGUGGCAUCACCACCGUGCAUCGGGCUGGAUGAUUAAGCCCGGAAGUGAAAAGGAGGACAACCCAGACCUCUGUUGCCUGUUCACAUGGCCUGCACUGCAGGACAGCAACAUGAAGGCAGCAAAAUGGCGAUGAUGCAACGACGGCUACUCCAGUGACGAAAGCAACAAACUAUGGCGACUACUUGGAAAGAUGGUGGGAGAGCGGUUGUUGGAGUUCAAAUUAGGAGGUGGAGGGCUGCGGAGGAGCCAUGCAUCUGAAGCAAUUGGAUGGCAUCUGGAAGGACGAGGUCGCAAGAACAGGUAUCAUGGAGGAAUAUGUGAGCAAGCAGGCAAAUGAGGAGCACUUGAUGCCGGUGAUGGGAGCCGUGAUGAUGUUGGCAGUGAUCGUGAUGGUGAUAGUGGUGGCGGUGGAGGCGACGGUGGAGGCGGCAGUGGUGGCGGUCUCGGCGGCAGUGGCGAUGCCGGCGGCGGUGGCAGCGGUUGCGGCGAUGGUGGCGGUGCUGAUGGUGGUGAUGGUCGCAUUGCCACUGUUGCAAGGGAAGGGGCACAACAUAGGGGGAAUAUUCAGACUUGUCCUGUUUGGACAAAAUCUGGCCUUUAUUGUGUCCAGAUACGUUCAGGAUCUGAGUAACUACAUGAGCAGGCGGAGAGCUCCUGCUGCUACUGAUGAUGAUGAUGGGGAGGAGGAGGAGGAGGAGGAGGAGGAGGAGGAGGAUCAAGACAAGGAGAUGUCAUGGGCAAUCUGGAAGCCUCGUUUGGAUGAGGUAGGAGUAAAGAGUACUGAUUAAUUGACAUACGAAAAGAGUGGCUAGCACUAAUCGCGAAUUGGACAGCAAGAAAUCGCGACAGUUUGCGUCUGCGGCAAUUGUAAGAAAGAUCUUCAACGAGGUGCACGCCUUUCUGGAAUCAAUUUAUGGUGAGGUCUGUGAGUACUUAGCAUAUUUUUAAAGAGGGGCCGGAUUGUUCACAAUAAUUGUGCUACGUAGUAUGUACCAUUAACAAAGCAGACUGUGUCGG